GUACCUCUCUCCCCCCAUCUCCCCCCGUCCCCCAGUAUCACUGCAGAGCUGCGGCCGCUCGCUCAGCGCGGUGACACGCGCGCAUACACACACGCGCGCUCUGACAUGCGCACGCAGGGAGGACAGACGGACAGGUAGCGCGGAUCGACAGCCACAUGCUGGUCGGGACCUGAGCGCGGUACCGGGUUUCUGGAUGGGACUGACGUGUCUGGAUCGUGAUUCUGGGGGAGAUGAAAAGGGGGUUUAACCCUGAAGCUGCCGAAAUGGAAUAUUUCAGUCCUUGUGUUUUCCAAAUGUUGCUCCUGCUCUCAUCCUCCUCCUCCUCCUCCUCUUCCUCCUCCUCCUCCUCCUUCUCCUCCUCCCGUCACAUCCUCUGAUGCGUCUCCUGCGCACUUCCAUCCCUGACACUCUUCCUCCCUCCACGGCUUAGUUUGACACCGGGAGAGGGGACACCGAGCCGGGGGGAGACAGAGGGGGAGACGGACUGAGGUGUGACUGUACGCGCUAUUGCUCUCAUGGUCGCCGCCUAGGGCCCGGAUGUACCGAGGGAUGCACCGGUGCGUUUUCCCAGCCGGUUCCGCCGACAGAUCCUGCUUCUUCUCGCCGUCCUUCAGCGCCAUCAUGGGGAUUAGGUAAUAUUGACUCCCGAAGCCUCUUCAGCAGGAGCGGAUCUUGACACUGUCCUGCCAGAGACAGUCCUUCUUUUGGAUUUCUGUUGUCCCCCUCCCCUCCUUACCCUCCUUCCCCCUCCCCGCACUUCUUUCACCUCUGGAGGUUCCGGCGGACUCGAUUUAUGGUCAAUGAAAGCAGAAACAUGUAUAUACCGGAGGAAACCCUUGAGAACCAUCAAGGCUCCGACUACUCCCCUCCUCCUCUCCCUCGUCCUCCCACCUCCAGACUGACCAAUGAGCACGGAGGCGGUGGUGUGGGGUCCAAUCAUGGCAUGGGUGUGGUGGGUCUGGCCCCAGAGCACGUUCCCACGCCCGGCGCCGCCCUCAGCUGGCAGGCGGCCAUCGACGCGGCACGCCAGGCAAAGAUGAUGGGCAACGCGGCGGCGGGCGGUGCGGGUCUGGGAGCUGGGGGGGGCGGACCCAUCUCCACCGCAAGCUCCACCCAGAGGAAGAGACAGCACUACAGUGCCAAGCCCAAGAAGCAGACCACCACCACAGCCACACGUCCACCCCGGGCUCUGCUAUGCCUCACACUAAAGAACCCCAUCAGGCGGGCCUGCAUCAACAUUGUUGAGUGGAAACCGUUUGAGAUCAUCAUCCUGAUGACCAUUUUUGCCAACUGUGUGGCCUUAGCUGUCUACAUCCCAUUUCCUGAGGACGACUCCAACGCCACCAACUCCAACCUGGAAAGAGUGGAGUACCUUUUCCUCAUCAUCUUUACUGUGGAAGCGUUCCUCAAGGUGAUCGCAUACGGACUUCUCUUCCAUCCCAACGCAUAUCUUAGGAACGGCUGGAACCUUCUGGACUUCAUCAUCGUGGUGGUGGGGUUGUUCAGUGCCAUCUUGGAACAGGCCACCAAAGUGGAUGGGGCCACACCUAUUGGAGGGAAGGCAGCUGGGUUCGAUGUCAAAGCUCUCCGUGCAUUCAGAGUCCUGAGACCUCUGAGACUCGUGUCCGGAGUCCCCAGUCUCCAGGUGGUGCUGAACUCCAUCAUCAAGGCCAUGGUACCCCUGCUCCACAUCGCCCUCCUGGUCCUCUUUGUCAUUAUCAUCUACGCCAUCAUCGGCCUUGAGCUUUUCAUGGGGAAGAUGCACAAGACCUGCGUCCAGGAACACACUGGAACCAUCGCAGAAGAGAAGCCAGCGCCUUGUGCUCCCGAUGGAGCGUACGGACGGCACUGUAAGAAUGAGACGGAGUGUAAGAUGGGCUGGGAGGGACCCAAUGACGGCAUCACCAACUUCGACAACUUUGCCUUUGCCAUGCUGACCGUCUUCCAGUGUAUCACCAUGGAGGGCUGGACCGACGUGCUGUACUGGAUGCAGGAUGCGAUGGGCUAUGAGCUGCCAUGGGUCUAUUUUGUCUCACUCGUCAUCUUCGGCUCCUUUUUUGUCCUCAAUCUUGUUCUGGGGGUGUUGAGCGGAGAGUUCUCUAAGGAGAGGGAAAAGGCCAAAGCUCGCGGCGACUUCCAGAAACUGAGGGAGAAGCAGCAGCUGGAGGAAGAUCUCAAGGGCUACUUGGACUGGAUCACUCAGGCUGAAGAUAUUGACCCAGAGAACGAGGACGACGGUCUGGACGAUGACAAGCCCCGCAACUUGAGCAUGCCAGCCAGCGAGAACGAGUCCGUCAACACAGACAACCCGCCUGGGGGAGACCUGGAAGGGGAGACCUGCUGCACCCGGCUGGCAACUAGAAUCUCCAAGUCCAAGUUCAGUCGAUACUCCCGACGGUGGAACCGUUUGUGUCGCAGGAAGUGUCGAGCAGGAGUGAAGUCCCAGGUAUUCUACUGGCUCGUCAUCUUCCUGGUCUUCCUCAACACCCUGACCAUCGCAUCUGAGCACCACCAGCAGCCCGAUUGGCUGACCGAUGUCCAAGACAUCGCCAACAAGGUUCUACUGGCUCUCUUCACGGGCGAGAUGUUGCUGAAGAUGUACAGUCUGGGUCUGCAGGCCUACUUCGUCUCCCUUUUCAACCGAUUUGACAGCUUUGUGGUGUGUGGAGGAAUCCUGGAGACCAUCUUGGUGGAGACCAAGAUCAUGUCCCCUCUAGGCAUCUCUGUACUGCGAUGUGUACGGCUGCUGCGAAUCUUCAAGAUCACCCGCUACUGGAACUCACUCUCCAACCUGGUGGCAUCGCUGCUGAACUCUGUCCGCUCGAUCGCAUCGUUGCUGCUGCUGCUCUUCCUCUUCAUCAUCAUCUUCUCGCUGCUAGGCAUGCAGCUCUUCGGUGGGAAGUUCAACUUUGACGAAACACGCCGCAGCACCUUUGACAACUUUCCCCAGUCCCUGCUCACCGUCUUCCAGAUCCUGACUGGAGAGGACUGGAACUCUGUGAUGUAUGAUGGCAUCAUGGCCUACGGUGGGCCUUCGUUUCCGGGCAUGCUUGUCUGCAUCUACUUCAUCAUCCUCUUUAUCUGUGGAAACUACAUUCUUCUCAAUGUCUUCUUGGCCAUUGCUGUGGACAACCUGGCAGAUGCUGAGAGUCUCACAUCUGCUCAGAAGGAAGAAGAGGAAGAGAAGGAGAGGAAGAAGCUUGCCAGACUGGCCAGUCCAGAGAAGCGUCAGGAGAAUGAGAAGCCUCCCCUUGAAGAGCAGAGAGAGAAGAUCGAGCUGAAGUCGAUCACCUCUGACGGAGAGACCAUCAUUGCCACCAAGAUCCAUAUGGAGGACUUCUGUGGAGACGAGAAUGAAGAAAAGAAUCCAUACCCUGCCAAUGACUACAUAGGUGACGACGAUGAUGAAGAACCUGAGAUGCCUGUUGGUCCAAGACCUCGUCCCUUGUCCGAUAUUCAGCUGAAGGAGAAAGCGGUUCCCAUGCCAGAAGCACGAGCCUUCUUCAUCUUCAGUCACACCAACAGAUUCAGAGUUUUGUGCCACAAGAUUGUGAACCACAACAUCUUCACCAACCUCAUCCUCUUCUUCAUUCUGCUGAGCAGCAUCAGUCUGGCUGCUGAGGACCCGGUCAAGAACGACUCCUUCAGAAACCAGAUCCUGGGCUACGCAGACCACGUCUUCACCGGACUCUUCACAAUUGAGAUCAUCUUGAAGAUGACUGCUUACGGAGCGUUCCUCCACAAAGGCUCCUUCUGCAGGAACUACUUCAACAUCCUGGACCUUGUGGUUGUCAGCGUGUCCCUUAUCUCCUCGGGGAUUCAACUAGACUUCUCGACGUCCAGUGCCAUUAACGUGGUGAAGAUCCUGCGAGUCCUGCGAGUGCUGCGCCCCCUGAGGGCCAUUAACAGAGCCAAGGGACUGAAGCAUGUGGUUCAGUGUGUGUUUGUGGCCAUCCGGACCAUCGGUAACAUUGUCAUCGUCACAACGCUGCUCCAGUUCAUGUUCGCCUGCAUCGGAGUACAGCUCUUCAAGGGAAAGUUCUUUUACUGCACCGACAGCUCCAAGCAGACACAAGCUGAGUGCAGAGGGUCCUACAUCAUGUACAAGGACGGGGAUGUGGGGAAACCCGAGCGUGCCCACAGAAUCUGGGAGAACAGCGACUUCAACUUCGAUGAUGUCUUGCAGGGGAUGAUGGCACUGUUUGCUGUGUCCACCUUUGAGGGGUGGCCAGGGUUACUGUACCGGGCCAUCGAUUCGCACGCAGAGGAUGUGGGGCCCAUCUACAACUACCGUGUGGUGAUCUCCAUCUUCUUCAUCAUCUAUAUCAUCAUCAUCGCCUUCUUCAUGAUGAACAUCUUCGUCGGCUUCGUCAUUGUCACCUUCCAGGAACAAGGAGAGCAAGAGUACAAGAACUGUGAGCUGGACAAGAAUCAGCGUCAGUGUGUGGAGUACGCUCUGAAAGCGCGCCCUCUGCGCCGCUACAUCCCCAAGAACCCGUACCAGUACAAAGUCUGGUACGUGGUCAACUCCACCUACUUUGAGUAUCUGAUGUUCACGCUGAUCCUGCUCAACACAAUCUGUCUGGCCAUGCAGCAUCACGGUCAGACCAAGAGCUUCAACGAUGCCAUGAACAUUCUCAACAUGCUCUUCACUGGACUCUUCACGGUGGAGAUGAUCCUGAAACUCAUUGCCUUCAAACCUCGGGGUUACUUUAGUGACCCCUGGAAUGUCUUUGAUUUCCUCAUCGUGAUCGGGAGCAUCAUCGACGUCAUCCUGAGUGAGAUCAACCCUGCUGACUCCUCUUCGUCCUCCUCCUCCUCCUCUCACCCCCCUGUGGUAAGACCAAUGGGGCUUCAAAACUCGGAGGAGAACGCUAGGAUCUCCAUCACCUUCUUUCGGCUCUUCCGAGUCAUGCGGUUGGUCAAGUUGCUGUCUCGGGGAGAAGGGAUCCGGACUCUCCUUUGGACUUUCAUCAAGUCCUUUCAGGCUCUUCCCUACGUGGCUCUGCUCAUUGUCAUGCUCUUCUUUAUCUACGCUGUCAUCGGCAUGCAGAUGUUUGGGAAGAUUGCACUGCGGGACCACACCCAGAUCAACCGGAACAACAACUUCCAGACCUUCCCUCAAGCAGUUCUGCUGCUAUUCAGGUGUGCCACUGGGGAGGCGUGGCAGGAAAUCAUGUUGGCAUGCUCGCCAAACCGCCCAUGUGAAAAAGGGUCCACCCACGAGAACAUCACCAUUCACGAGGACUGUGGGAGCCAGUUUGCCAUCAUUUACUUUGUCAGCUUCUACAUGCUGUGUGCCUUUCUGAUCAUCAACCUGUUUGUAGCCGUUAUCAUGGACAACUUUGACUAUCUGACCCGUGACUGGUCCAUUCUGGGACCUCAUCACCUGGAUGAGUUCAAGAGGAUCUGGGCUGAGUACGACCCAGAAGCAAAAGGAAGGAUCAAGCAUCUGGAUGUGGUUACUCUUCUCCGGAGAAUCCAGCCUCCACUUGGCUUUGGAAAACUGUGUCCCCAUAGAGUGGCUUGCAAGCGGCUGGUCUCCAUGAACAUGCCACUCAACAGUGAUGGGACUGUGAUGUUCAAUGCCACUCUGUUCGCCCUGGUAAGGACUGCACUGAGGAUCAAAACUGAAGGGAACCUAGAGCAGGCCAACGAGGAGCUUCGGGCGAUUGUGAAGAAGAUCUGGAAGAGAACCAGCAUGAAGCUGUUGGACCAGGUGGUGCCGCCCGCUGGUGACGACGAAGUCACUGUGGGGAAGUUCUAUGCGACGUUCCUAAUCCAGGAGUAUUUCCGCAAAUUCAAGAAGAGGAAAGAACAGGGGAUGGGAGCGAAAGUGCCACCCAAGACUGCUCUUUCCCUGCAGGCGGGCCUGCGGACGCUACACGACAUCGGUCCAGAGAUCAGAAGAGCCAUCUCAGGUGACCUGAAUGUGGAAGAGGACCUCGACAAAGAGCAGAAGGAGCCCACGUCAGCUGCUUCUGACGAUGACAUCUUCAGGAGGAGUGGGGGGUUGUUCGGGAACCACGUCAGUUACUACAACCAGAGUGACGGCCGAGCCUCCUUCCCUCAGUCCUUCACCACACAGCGUCCUCUCCACAUCAGCCAGAAGGGUUCGCCAUGUGAGAUUGACAGUCCAUCCAACGAAAAGUUGAUGGACUCCACCACCUUCACGCCGUCCUCUUACUCCUCCUCGGGCUCAAACGCCAACAUCAACAACGCUAACAACACCAGCACGACCGCCGUGACCAUGCCAGGCACCGGCCGCUUCCAUGGCCCGUCUGUCAGCACAGUGGACGGUCAAGCGGGUGGACCUCUGACCCCCGUCUUGUUGCCCAGAUCAUCCUGGUGUUUCCCACCAAAAAGCAGGACUGCCUUUUAUCACGGCUUCAUGCGCUCUGAGUCCAGCGACAGCCGACUGCCAAUCAUUCGCAGGGGAGAGGGUUCAACUGAGGAGACGUAUGAUGAGAGUUACGGGGAUGAGCGAGAGUACACGGAGGACGAUCACUCUCUCUCCUCUGACAUGCUGGUGUAUCAGGACGAGGCGUGUAAGCAGCUCACUUGUAUGGAGGAAGGAGAGCAGGUGCCAGAGAGACGAGGAGGAGGAGCAUGGCAGUCUCCAAGGAGAGUCUUCCUCUGCCCAACUGGCCUGGUACGCAGGUCCUCCUUCCACCUGGAGUGUUUGAGGAGGCAUUCACGAACAGAAGUCUGUCAGAAGACAGCAGUUCCACUUCACCUGGUUCACCAUCAGGCUCUGGCUGUGGCAGGACUCAGCCCUCUCCUCAGAAGGAGUCACUCCCCGACGCUCUUUAGCCGGUUGUGCUCAUCUCCUCCUGCCAGCCCCUCAGCAGAGGGCGGUGAGGAGGUGCUGCAGCGCGUUCCGUCACUGCGGUUUGAUUCCUUUGGUUCUCAUGAGAAGCUCAACAGCAGCCUUCCGUCUGUCAACUGUGGACCUUGGUACACAGACAGCAACGGAAACAGUGCCAGGCCAUGUCCCGCCACCAGCACCUCACUGCCCACUCAGAGAGCAGCAAGGCCGGUGUCCCUCACAGUGCCCUCGCUGCUUGGGAAAGACCCCAGUUCUUUGUCACACGGCAGUGCCGGAAGUCUUGUGGAGGCUGUCUUGAUAUCGGAGGGUCUGGGCCAAUUCGCUCAAGAUCCAUCGUUCAUUGAGGCCACGAAGGCUGAGCUGGCAGACGCCUGCGACAUGACCAUUGAGGAGAUGGAACACGCUGCCAACAAUAUCCUCAAUGGCAACACCUCCACGAAACCUGUCCCCCCCUCCUCGCAGCACAAGCCCGCCCUCCUCCACGCGUCAGCUACUGCUUUGAGGGACCGAGGCGCCAGCUUCAGUUCUGGCGAGGACGCAGAAGACUCCCUCCACGGACCCUCCUCAAUAGAGGAGCGGCAAGAGUUGCUUGGAGGAGCAACAGGACAGGAGGAGGAGGAGACAGGUGAGGGAGAGGGAGAAUCGGACCUGGUCACCGCUGUGAUUGAAGGAGCGCGGCGGCAGAGUUGUGGGCUGGUCGAGGAGGAAGAUAUGGAGUGCGUGACAAGUUUGUAGGAGCAGCUCUUAGAGUCAUGAUGGAUGCUGGCCACGCCCCCUCUCUCUCUCACGCACGCCUGUCUCUGAACUGUGACGAUUCAAGUGUUGGUGCGUAUGAGUUUGUACGGCCGAACGGUUGUAGUAACGUGUUACACAAUAUACUCUAUAUUUGUGUGCGUGUGGGUACACGGUGGGGGGUGUGGGUGCGUGCAUGUGCGUGUUCCGUCUCUAUUUGUACACACGUGUGUGCGUGUCUCUAAAGUGCCUCACAAUUUUAUCACAUCCUCAACGUGUGAAGAGAAGAAAGAGGAGGUUGUUAAUAGGAAGUUGGAAACAGAGUCAAGUUCGAAGUUCAGAACAUCUCUUCUUGGACUCUUACUGACACGAUCCUGACGGAUUCACUCAAGCUGCCAGCUGGGGGUGUCCCAGCCUGACUUCCUUCUCCUCACCUCUCCUCUUCCUGUCAUGGUAGAUCCCUAUUGGACACUGACGACACCCACUUUGUUAUCAUGCCAAACUUUACUUUUCUAUCAUCAUGUUUGGUCACACUAUUGGGUGCUGCUCCAACUCCUGAUCUCUGAUGACGCAGGGCCAUGUGUGUGAGUGUGUGAGCGUGUUAUCCGGCAACAGUCUUUUAUCAGAAUGCACCUUUUACAGAUUGUAUCUAUUUAUUUAUUUAUUUUCACGGGUGUGUGUGUGUGUGUGUGUUACAGCUUAAUUUAAGCCUAGGCUAAUUUAAGGUAGCAUAACGAAUGCGAGUGGCUUCACAGGGUUGCCGUGGUUACCCGGCAUGCUUCCAGAGCUUCUGUGGUUCUGUGACAUUGUUUCAUCUUUUUAGAUUUGUAUUUUUGUCACGAGGUUCACCUGUGUAGCUGAAAAGGUUUCUCUUAGGCGACAACGUGACUGGAGAGUUUGGGUACCGGUGCAGGAGGUGAUGAUCCCUGGUGUGAGGGAGGGGCAUCUGUGGUGGGGCCAGAAGGGGUAAGUGCGGACGUGGUGUCCGCAGGAUGUCCGUGGCAACGGUGCCAACCACUUUUAAGGUAGCAACUUUUGAUGACUCAGCUGUUUUCACCCUCUUCCUCGUCACAUAAUUGCCAGCGCCAAAUACUGAGUUGAGGAGACGCCGCGGCAAGAGCGGGUCGUUGGUGUGCGAGCGAACCUGGAUCAGACUUCUUAUGCAACAAGUUUGCUUCGUGAAUCGUCAACCGUUGUGUGUUUCGGUCACUUUUUUUGUUGAGUCACCAACAACCUCGUGCUCAUCGCCACUUCACGACUCAGUUUCAUUGCGGUCGUUGACUGAUGCUUUCAAAUGUUCCCCGCUUCCUCUUCGUUUGUGGGCUAGUAAUGGAGGUCACUCCGCCAACACAGAGCGCCUGUUGCCAUAGAGACAGGCGAACGUUUGUCCGGUGGCACCGCUGCAGGGUGUCGUGUGCAUGACGUGUCCACGAUUGUUUAUUUUUAUACGACAAAUAUUGAAAUAUUAGCAGAAAUAUUUAUGACUAUUUAAUCCAGAGAAUGUAGAACGUUCCCCAGUCAGAAUGUGAGGAGGAGUCGGUUCCCUGCUGAUGACAACGAUGGCAAUUUGUCUCCAUGGCAGUACGCCACCAUCUUGUUGCUUUUGUGAUGAGUUAGCAAAGAAACCAAAGAAGGAAGCCAAAGGAUUCUGAGGGGACGCGUCAUAGUGGGCACGUCCCCACACCUGAAGGUAAACAGUAUGCUGUUAACUGUUGGAACCUGUGGUCACCUGGUACGUCAGCCGACUAAACCACAACACGUCUGUCGGCAAAUGAAUCCUCGUCGAACGCCUUUCUUCAAAAAUCGUUUAUUUCCGUCGAAACUAGCGAAACAAAAUGUGUGAAGGCGUUCUUUCCGAGGUCCUGACGUGCUGCCAGCAGGAGGUGCUGUCAUCACAGAAACGUGUCCUGUCUGGUGACGUCAUCGUGAUGUCAUCCGAAGGGAACGGGACUGCCAUGGAUCUUUACUGUUCUCACCUGGAAAUGUACAGAUGAUAUUUUGCAGCUCGGGUUUUCGGGCGGAGAAUUUAUUUAUGAUGCAACUUUGAUUGGAGCUCGACGCCGUGAUGUCACCGCUGAUAAGUUUCCUUUUUUUUUCCUUUAGAGAUCGUCACUUUUAAGCCUCAACGUGAGCAGUUUUAACAAUGUAUUACGAUCCAGUGUAGCAGCAUCGGAAGGUUCCUCGUAUGCCAAGCCUUGCGGGGACUGUUGACUGGCAGGUGUAGCAGCAGGUGUGACCUGGGCAUUGGGAUGGCUUCUGCUGGCGAUGAUUUCUUUUCUUUCUUGGAGACUUUUUUUAGGAACUUUUGUCUGAAGAGUAUUUUACCACAAACAUGGAGUGAAUGUUUCUAACGAUGAUUGUGUCGUCCUCACGGGACGGCGCCCGGCCAACACAGCAGCCUGAUUGGUUACUGAGUUGGCUUCACACUCUCCUCUUCUUGAUCUUUUUCUAACCUUUUGUUUUAGACUUUAGAGAACGAUAAAUCUGAAUAAAUGACUUUUGUACUAUUUUUCAAGAAAAGCUGGAAAAGCAGAAACACGUCUGAUGUACAUACGACUGUACAGUUUGUCUGUCGCCGUGACAGAGUCUGUCUUGCUUCAGUCGCACGCUCACUUCCAGGAAAAGUAUAUUUAGACUGUCGGUCCAACUUUUCAAUAUCCUGUAACCUGAGACAUCGUUUUUAUCCCCAUGAUGUUAUUAAAAAAGUCUCAAUGAAUCUGGUCAGCGGUCCUU
This is a messenger RNA of Synchiropus splendidus (mandarinfish), 10294 nucleotides long. It is a transcript of the gene cacna1c, whose product is annotated as calcium channel, voltage-dependent, L type, alpha 1C subunit. Gene Ontology annotation, cellular component: voltage-gated calcium channel complex; membrane. The record is from RefSeq and is a predicted model, not a curated record. Bases 794 to 7564 code for a protein of 2256 amino acids. Gene Ontology annotation, biological process: calcium ion import across plasma membrane. Gene Ontology annotation, molecular function: high voltage-gated calcium channel activity. The transcript has 53 exons. Lineage: Eukaryota; Metazoa; Chordata; Actinopteri; Syngnathiformes; Callionymidae.